AUGCUUGUGAAAACUUCCAAAGAUUCAAUCGAGUUGAAGCUUAAAGAGUUCAGUGACUUGUUUUCCAAAGAAGUUAAGAAGCUUGAUACAUUUUGUGUCAGAAUCAAAAACAAGGUUGAUGUUAUGAUUGGAUCCAAUCGUACAAUGAUAGAAGAUAUUCAUUCUUUCAACAAGGGUUACACUGACGAGAUGAAGCUCAAGACAGAAGCAGAUGGGAAGUUGUUUGUUAAUAUUGAGAAGUCUCUCAAGGGCAGAUUUCUUCAAUGCUUUCAUCUAAUGGUGGUUGGUUCGUUAAAGGAUAGUGGGGAAGAAAAAGGGAAACUCAUGGGGAAGCUGAUUUCUACCCAGAUUCUUACUUCCUUACCAAUGAAGGCAAUAAUGACAAUUUCUUCAAAUGUCAAAGUUGAACCGAGGAAAGACAACAACAUCCUUCCAAAUGUCAAAGUUGAUUUUUCCAAGCUGCAAUCUAAGAAAUGGAUAAACAUAGGGGAAGAAGAAGAGAAAAAGAAGUUACAAGAACUCAAGACGGAAAAAUUAAGGCGGCUAAACAGUAUAAUGAGGCAAAGAGUGAAUGAUCCACCAGGUCUCAACAAGGGUGAUCCUAACAAAGUAUGGCGUUAUGAAAUGAUUGAAAGCACAACUUUUAGCAAAGAUGAAGAUUUUUUUGUAAAGCCAAAGUAA
Lactuca saligna is the source of this 681-nucleotide messenger RNA. NCBI's taxonomy places the organism in Eukaryota, Viridiplantae, Streptophyta, Magnoliopsida, Asterales, Asteraceae. The record is from the annotation of a GenBank genome assembly.